Molecule: messenger RNA, 432 nt
Organism: Macadamia integrifolia
Lineage: Eukaryota; Viridiplantae; Streptophyta; Magnoliopsida; Proteales; Proteaceae
Product: secreted RxLR effector protein 161-like
Exons: 1
Coding region: 1-432 (143 amino acids)
Source: RefSeq, a predicted model, not a curated record
AUGACCUUAUCAAAAGGUGGUCCUCAAGAAGGACAGGAAAAGUUGAAUGUACCUUAUGCUCAGGCAGUAGGUAGUUUUCUGUACGCGAUGUUGUGUAUACGACCGGAUUUGGCUUUUCCAGUUGGUUUGGUAAAUAGAUACCAAAGUAAUCCUGGAUCUGCCCCUUGGGAAGCUGUGAAAAGGAUUAUGAUAUAUAUUAAAGGAACUAAACACUUGAAAUUGUGUUUUCAAGCGGAAAAGCUUGAGGUUAUUGGAUACUCUGAUGAUGACUUCGGAGGUGAUAGAGAUGACUCUAAGUCCACCUCUGGUUAUGUGUUUAUAUAUGGAGGUGCAAUAGUUUCUUGGCGUAGCAAGAAACAAGGGUGUGUUGCUAGGCACCCACUGGAAGCUGAGUAUGUUGCUUGUAAUAUGGUACUCAUGCAGUCUAGAUAA